AGCAAGAUGUUUUAAUUUCAUUCUAUUGCGAGAGAUCGACAGAAGACGAAGUAAUGAUGGAAUCAGAGGAUCGGUUAUUUAAAGCCACGUGGAUUAAUCCACAUACUUAUAAAUGCAGAUUAGCUGACUUUUGUGAAUUUGGUAAGCGAACGGUGACGGUUUAUGUGAAUGAAGAGAAGUUGGGUUCAACUCAUGUGUUCAUCCAAGACAGAACACAGUGUUUUCUAGAUGAAAUCAGUGACGUGAGGUCACCUCUACAUUACCUGAAAGAGAUUUUAGAUAUGGCACAGGGCAGGGAGGAGAAGCUUCAUUCCGAAAUGUCGGAGUCUAUGAUACUUAAAGCAACAAAAAAGCUGCUGAAAACAUUGCAAGAAAAAUCUAUUGUAUCUAACAAUUUAGAAACUCUUCACAGUAAAGGUGAACAAGAUUCUAUAGAAGUGGACAACACGUCGAGAGAGGAAGGGGAGGUUAUCUUCCGUCGUCGACCAACCAGACAGGCAUUUAAAAAAAGGAGUAUAUCAAAUAAAUCAGACUUAGAUCGUGACAUCAGCGAGGAGGAACAGCGAGUUUGGAUAGAAAGACAACGGCGCAGAAGUCAACGGAUAUCUCGUACACUACAACACGUAUGCUCGAAGGAGGACUUUCCUUCAAUUGAUUUAAACAGAGACUUGUUGAAAUCCCUGCCUUCAGACUUUUUCAAAAACUUGACUCUGUGAAGUGAAAUACAAUAACAUCCUCACUGUUUAUGUUGCAGCAAAUACCAAUGUCCCUUGUUUCAUUGUAUUGCUGCUUGGUUGAUCUUCAAGCUAUAAAAGAAUUUCAUCGCAGUAUGUAAAACUGUUUGGGA
This is a messenger RNA of Saccostrea cuccullata (small rock oyster), 847 nucleotides long. RefSeq lists its product as uncharacterized. The transcript is spliced from 6 exons. The record is from RefSeq and is a predicted model, not a curated record. Bases 54 to 716 code for a protein of 220 amino acids. NCBI's taxonomy places the organism in Eukaryota, Metazoa, Mollusca, Bivalvia, Ostreida, Ostreidae.